AUGGCACAGUAUGAGGCUGUUAUGCAAGAAAUCCAGGUGGCUAAUCCUUCUGCCUAUAAAUAUUUGAUUGAAAGGAAUCCCAAAUCUUGGUGUAGGGCAUUUUUUGAGAUACAUAGAGGAUAUGAGGUAGUUGAAAAUGGCUUUAGUGAGUGUUGGAACAGUGUGUUGUUGAAAAUUAGGAACAAGCCUAUAAUAACUUUGUUAGAAGCAUUAAGGGUUAUUGUCAUGAUUAGGUUGGAGUUCAUGAGGGAAAUAAGUGAAAAUUGGGAGCAUGAUGUGUGUCCUGCAAUUAGGAACAAAUUAGAACUUAUCAAGAAAGACAGAGUACCAAUUGUAACUUACAACUACUUUGUCUUUUACUCACAUGAAACACCAAAAAUUAAACUUUUUAAGAUUACCGCUAACUUUUUGCCCGCUAUUCUUUUAUGGGCAUAUUUGGAGUUGUUUAAAUUUGCCGCCUACUGCAACACCAACAAUAAAGAAUUCUUAACUUCCACAUUUUCACUACGGUUAGCUUUCUCUAUUUCAUCUACCAUAAAUAUGGACAAUUUAACAAAUUCACAGGGAAAAAAAAACUUAACCAAUAACCAAAGACAAAUCAUCUACAAAAUGUUAAUGCAACAAAUCGUUGAUGGAAAGUUGCAACAUGGAACCCUUAAACAUGUGGCGACACUCUUCUCUGUAUCUAAGUGGACUAUAAGUCGCAUUUGGCAUGACGCUAAACUUCAACUUCAACAUGGAUCACUUGUCGAUGUAUCUUCGAAGAUGGCUAAUGUAGUUGGAAGAAAAAGAAUACAAAUCGAUUAUGCUCAAGUCUCACAAAUCCCAUUACGUCGUCGAACAAAUAUUCGGUCUAUAGCAAAAGCAAUAGACGUUUCAAAAUCAACAAUGCAUAGAAGAAUCAAAGAAGGAGCUUUAAGACCACAUACAAAUGCGAUCAAGCCGGAUUUAACCGACGACAAUAAGAAAGCAAGGUUAGAGUUCUGUCUAUCAACCGUUACUCGAUCUUUGACAUUUCAUGACAUGUUUAAUGUGAUUCACAUAGAUGAAAAAUGGUUUUAUAUGUCAAAACCAUCAAAGCGUUACUAUCUUGUUCCCAACGAAAUUGAGCCAUUAAGAACAUGUAAAUCAAAAAAGUUUAUCACAAAAGUAAUGUUCCUAGCCGCCGUUGCACGACCAAGAUUUGAUGCAUCGGGUAAUGAAGUCUUUUCGGGAAAAAUCGGUAUAUUCCCAUUCACAACUUUGGAACCUGCAAAACGGUCGAGUAAGAAUCGUGUUGCUGGAACGUUAAUAACAAAACCAAUUUUAUCAGUUACUAAAGAAGUAACAAGGUCUUGGUUAAACGAAAAAGUACUACCGGCUAUUAGAUCUAAAUGGCCACGAGAUCACACUGGUCCAAUUUUUAUUCAACAAGACAAUGCAAAACCCCAUAUCGAUGUCAAUGAUGCGGAGUUUAAUGAAGAGGCUUCAAAAGAUGGGUUUGAUAUCCGACUUUGUUUUCAACCUCCAAACAGUCCAGAUUUGAACGUGUUGGACCUCGGGUUUUUUCGGGUGAUUCAGUCUCUUCAAGAACAAGAGGUUUUAGGAUCAAACGAUGAAUUGGUUAGCGCUGUUAAAACAUCUUUUGAAAGAAUGCCAUCAAAUGAGCUUAACAAUGUGUUUUUAACUUUACAAACAUGCAUGAAAGAGAUCAUGAAAGUUCGAGGUGGCAAUAAUUACCAAACACCACAUAUUGGCAAAGGUAAGUUAGAACGACAAGGAAAGUUACCAUUAACAAUCGAGUGUGACGGUAACUUGAUAAAUGAUGUCCUUUCAUAUUUGGGUCCGCAAACGGAGUAG
This is a messenger RNA of Erigeron canadensis, 1839 nucleotides long. RefSeq lists its product as uncharacterized. NCBI's taxonomy places the organism in Eukaryota, Viridiplantae, Streptophyta, Magnoliopsida, Asterales, Asteraceae. The transcript has 2 exons. Gene Ontology annotation, molecular function: nucleic acid binding. The record is from RefSeq and is a predicted model, not a curated record. Bases 1 to 1839 code for a protein of 612 amino acids.